Molecule: messenger RNA, 1741 nt
Organism: Lineus longissimus
Lineage: Eukaryota; Metazoa; Nemertea; Pilidiophora; Heteronemertea; Lineidae
Product: ELL-associated factor 1-like
Exons: 8
Coding region: 1-936 (311 amino acids)
Biological process (GO): transcription elongation by RNA polymerase II; regulation of DNA-templated transcription
Cellular component (GO): super elongation complex
Molecular function (GO): transcription elongation factor activity
Source: RefSeq, a predicted model, not a curated record
AUGAAAAAAUUUCUUUUUCCAGUUUUAGCUCUGGUGGCAAAUUUUAGAACUAAAUUGCAACAUGGCUUUUCCAGAUUGUGUGAAAAUGUUUCGAAAUACUUGAUUCCAAGGCGGAAGAAGGACGGAAAUAUUUUGAAAAUGGAGGGAUCACCUCUGGGACUCGAUGAUAAACCCCAUGAACUGAAAUUGGGCUCAAGUUUCAGUACAAAAGACCAGACUUUUCACUCAAUUCGAUAUGACUUCAAGCCGGCCUCCAUGGACACAAAUCAAGUGGCCGCAGUACAAGUAGGGAAAGGAAAUGAAGUCACUGUUUCUGUGCCUCAUAUUGAGGGUGCAAGUUCGAGUCAUACAGACUUCAAAGGCAACAAACGUCCAAGUCAGAAGGAUUGUGUCCUGAUUAUAGACCAUGAGACUGGCGAGAUUAAACUGGAAAAACUGAGUUAUAUGGUACAGUUGAAAAAAACAAGGAGUGUUCCUGCAGCAUAUCGAGGACAGCAGCUUAAUCGUCCAUCAACCCCAAUAGAGCAGCCGAUAAAAACCAAGGAUGUGAAAACGUCCCCCGGCAAGACAAAAAUAGCUUCCAAGCCAACAGCGAUGGCUGCCCAUGCUCGACCGAGUCCUGUGUACAGCCGCCCGAGCCCCUCAAGUCAAGAAUCUCCUGUUCCUACUCCUGAGACAAAAAGAGCAAGUUCACCUGAUUGGUUUGAAACAGUUGAGGCUGCAUCCGUUGGCAUCAUGACAGACAGUUCAGGUAGUGAUUCCGGUUCAAGUAGCGGGAGUGACUCAGAAUCAGAAUCUGAGAAGCCACCAGCAAAAGUCGUAAAGCAUAAUCCAGUUGCCAAUGUUAAUUCCUCAGACAACUCUCACUCCAAGCACUUCAUGAGUACAUUAUGUGAAGAUCUCCAGCUCAGUGAAUCAGGAAGUGAUAGCGACUGAUUUAUAUCUCUGCGUAUGUUGAAAACUGGGGGAAUCACACUCUGGUUGCCAGAGAUGAGGUGUUUAUAUGUCUGGAGGCUGAACUCUAUCUGUUUUAUGUAGAUUUCGUCCAAGAAACCACUGUCCACAAUUCUCCAGUCUAAAAUGUUCUCUGAGCGGGUCAUUGUCUUGUCCACUGUACCCAUGUGUACUAGAUCUCUUCGAGAAUUUUUUUACGAUCACCUCCAAGGUAGAUUAUCAAAAUUGGCGCUGUUAAGUUCUUAUAACAAAUAUGUGCAUUUUAUACAUAUCUGGCAAAUACAAUGUAGUAUUAAAUUUCUGAGCCAAAAAUGGAAAUAGUUUGUGUGACAUUGAGUAGUGUUAGUGAUGUCACAGACAGCAUCUUCUGUGACAUAAUACAUUGUAAUACAAGUGAAGUCAUGAUUUGUGAGUGACGUCACAAUUUGUGUGUGACUUCACCUGUAUUGUACUUGCAUUUUGCUUGUAUCUCUGUUACUAUUUAUUGCAUGGCAGUAAAAGAAAUAUAUUCAUGAUCAGCGCAUUCAAAAUGAUUUCAACGGACAGUCACGUAAUUGAAAGCAUUUUAUUUGUGCUUUGAAAUGGUUGUUCUUGGACCAUAAAAUGGUUCAGUCAUGCCGAGACAAUGUAAUCCAUUUCGAAGCAAAUGAUCUUGUCUCUUCCAGUUCGAAGACACAAAUUCUUGCUAGUAUAUAUAUUUGUCAAAAAUGUACUAUUGUCUAUUUCAUGUUGUAAUUAUUUUCAUACCUGUACUUGGAAGAGAUAUAUUAUUAAAGUUAUUUCAGAC